AGUGCCUCCUCUCACUUCCUCAUCAGGUGGUGAAACAGCUCUACUUCCUCAUUAGGUUGCUGUGUGUCGGUGAGACAGUCAUGAAGGACGGCGGCAGAGAGGACCCGGUUUCCCACCACGAGUUGUUUGAGGACUACGUGAACUUCUUCUCCCAGCAGUGUCCGGAGGUGGGGCCGUGCCGGGACCCUCCGCUGCUGAGGAGGGCGGCUCGGUACCUGCAGACAGGAGAACCGGCAGAGACGUUCCCCCUGCUUCCGGUGCACCGGGCCGUGCUGCAGGGCUGUGCUGCCCCGGGUUCUGACUGCAGGAAACACCUGUCUGCCGUCAGCAAGGCCGCCGAGCUGCUGGAGACCCUCUGCGUCAACCUGUUCCUGCAGCCCUGGAAGAAAGAGAUCAGGACUCUCAAGACUUAUACAGGUCCGUUCGUCUACCAUCUCCUGCCAGUGCUCAGCAGCUCCACCAUCCAGUCUGUCCUGGCCUCCAUCGGCUACCUGCCCCACACUGACACUGCUCUGAGUGAAUACAGACUGAGUGAGGAGGCGGACCCUCAGAGGGCCCAGCUGCUGGGCUUCCAGCUGCUGCUGGCCAGGGUGGAGUGUUCCAACCUGCUGGAGCUCCUGGAGAGGCUGGGACCACAGGAGUGGCUGGAUGUUCUCCAGAGGAAAGCAGGGCCGAACACCCUGGAAGAGAACACAGAAGAGAACACAACUAAUGGUCAAAAGGAAGAAGAGGAGGAGGAGAUAAAGAAGGAAGAGGAGGCAGAUAGGAGAGAGGAUCCUCAGAGUUUAGACAACCGGCUGGCGUUCAAGCCUCAGCCCAAGCCCCGCCGCAACCACCUCACCAGUGUGGAUCAGUCCAUCCUGGAGAUGCAGAAGUCCUACCCUGACCUGUCCUUCAAGGGCCGCCGCCUGGUGCCGCACAGGGCCGCCAGAGAGGACAGCAGAGGGAGAGAGGGUCCUCCGGGCAGCACCAACACUCACUGUGACGAGGCUGGAGCUGAUGGAGGCACCACAGCUGCUGCUCCCUCUGUCCACAGGACGGAGGAUGGCCUCACAGCUGAGGGAGUGAUGGGUGAAGAAAGCAGAGGCAGUGGCUGUUCUGACAGGAUCAGUGGAGGGAGCGCCCCCCUAGGAGAGCCCCUCAGCAGUAGUACCACUGAUGGAGGCAGAGGGGAAGAUGAGCUCUGUGGUCCUCUGGGUGUUUCCCUCCACAUCACUCUGAGAGCUGGAUCUAAAGGGGAGCAGAGCCUGAAGCCCGGAGACCCUCAGCCCACAGCAGAGCACUCUGCAGCAGAGCUUCAGAAUAAGACCGCCGCCCCCCCGAAGCUGUCCUCUCUGAGCUCCCUGGAAGAGGGUCAGAUGCUCAAAGAGCUCAGAGAGAGGAUGGACCAACUCAGUGUGCAGGAGACCAGUGAGGAAGGGAAGGGAAGACAUCACAAAAGAGAAGAGGACAACACGAAAAAGGAGAGGAGGAGGAAAGAGAGGAAGACCAGCGCAGAGGGGGGGGGCGAGGAGCAGACCCUCAGGACCCCUCUGAUGGAGCCGGGUCCAGCCCCCUGCCCCCCUGCCUCCUCUCAGCUCCAUCCUGCGGAGGAGAGGGAGCAGCAGCAGCCCGCUGGGUGUCGGCACCCCCCCGCUGAGCAGCAGGACAGCAGACUGCCAGGUCUGUGCAGGAGAGACGGGCCGGGGGGGGGAGGAGGAGCUGGCUCAGAGCUUUGUUAUCCUCUAGCACAGGGCCGGCAAACUCAGUUUAGUUCAGGGGCCACAACAGACAAAUCUGACCUCAAGUGGACCAGUAAAGUCCUAUCAUAAUAACCUAAAACCACAACUCCUUCCCUUUGUUUGAGUGCAAAAAAGUACAUUCCGAAAAUGUUUUUUAAUCCACUAUCUUUUUUCAAAACAUUAUGAACAACCUGACAUUUCUUAAGAUAAAUAAGUGCAAUUUCAACAAUUGAAUGCCUCAGUUUAUAAUUGACACAUGUGCAUUACAACUUACACAUCACAGUAACUAGUGUAGUAAUCCUGACCCUCUGAACUGACACACCACCUACAAACUGGGGACACGUUUUACCCCUGCCUUGUAAAUGUAUAAAUACAAAAUACCUAAAAGUUGAGAAAAUUGCUAAUCUUAUUUUCAAACUUUGCAAAGUCAACCCGCUGGCCGUAUGUCUGACACCCCUGCUCUAACUUCACAAGACAUCAAAUGCUCUUAAGGUUGAUUUACUUGAUGGAAAUGAUGAAUAACAAUACUCAGCAAUUCCAAUAUCGACCAAGAUUGACCUGUACAUAUUUCAAAUGGAAACUGAGAGCAUUUUCCACUUGAAAUGAUCUGGCUCAGAAGAAAGAAUGUUUUUUACCACCCUUCUUCUUUGCCUUUUGUUUGUUGUCUCCUGGCAAAAUGCACUCUAGUAAGCAGUGAUGAUGUAGUGUAAAUGUGUAGGGCUUUUAUUGUGAAAGGUAACAAUGGAAUGUGCGGCUGCAGGAGCCAUUAAGAGUGUGCCAUCUUUGUUCAGACUACAGACCUACAGUGUCUGAAAACGUAAGCAUUCUUUUUCGUACUUAAAUGCAGCCUCAUCUCCUGUGGGGACAGCGACCUGGUGGAAGGAUAGCAGAGUGAAAGAGAGGCUUAUAGCAAAGAUGGUGUCAAUAUCCUAUAGACAUUACAUUGUACAAAACUAUUUUCUUCCGAAUGAUAAGUUAGAUGCCUAUUGUCUCUUUAAAAGAAUGAGAUUGAAUAACAAAUGCAAAAACCCCAUUGAUGCAUACUCAGGUGGAACUCUGCUGUGACUCAGGAGAGUCUGCAGCUGCUCUGCAUGUAACAAGCAGCUUGUUGGACACAGGACACACGUGUUGAGUCUCUCCAGAUAAAUAUUCAGUGAAACCACAUAUAAAUAAAUAAAAAGAUAAAUAAAUCCUGUUUAUUGUGUACAAUAAUAUUGCAUUUAAUUAAUUGUUUCUGUCAGGAUUACAAAAGACCCCCAUCACCCCAGCCACAAACUGUUCUGUCUGCUGCCGUCUGGCAGGCGGUACCGCAGCACCCGGACUAAAACCACCAGACUCAGGGACAGUUUCAUCCCACAGGCCAGAAGACUAUUAAACACCUGAACUUUUGACAUCCAUAACAUUCAUCUGGCUGCAAUUUACAAAUUAUGUAUCUAAUAUAUCAUAUUCAAUCACUUGCAUAUAGACUGUUAUUGUGCUAUUCCACUAUUUUUUUUCUGUGUUAUUGUGUUGCACUGUUGGAGGAGCCUGUGACCUAAGAUUUUAAUGGACAUAACUACACUGUAUCUAUGUACGCAUGACUAAUAAAAGCCUUGAACC
Molecule: messenger RNA, 3320 nt
Organism: Trematomus bernacchii (emerald rockcod)
Lineage: Eukaryota; Metazoa; Chordata; Actinopteri; Perciformes; Nototheniidae
Exons: 6
Coding region: 81-1811 (576 amino acids)
Cellular component (GO): cytoplasm
Source: RefSeq, a predicted model, not a curated record